CACAGACUUCGGCUGGUGCGUAACAGGUUUCCCCAGUCUUUCUUGAGCCAGCAGCACCUUCUGGCUUGCAAGCGUGUGAGAUCCAACCGCAGAAUUGCUGCAUUUCGCAAGACUCAAAUCUGACGUAAUUCCAGUCAACAGCAGCUCGGAGUGAUUGUAAUUUUACUCGUGCCUUAUAUUGGUUACUAUAAAUUUGGUAGGGAAUUGACCCGAAAAGGGAUCUGUUGGUGCUAUAUUAAAAGUGAAGUGGUUGUAGCUACGUAAGGAAGCAGGAUCCAGUUUCGAGUUAUUGGGUUAACACCGCAAUGUUAAUCGGCAAUCGUGAAGGUUAAUGCGCUAAAGGCUGUUUGAGAUCGAAUUCGAAUAACCAUACCAAGGAAAGAGUCUCGAAUAUUGUGAAAAAAAGUGCAUAUCGAAUACGAUUGAUUUUUUAAGUGUGUGCAUUCCAGUGCUUGUGUAAGAGGCAAAUUAAAAAUGGAAGUUGUUUGGAGAUUCCGAAUUAUUUUCGCUAUGGCUUUUGCUGUGAUCAUUUUUGGAGAUCUACUUGGAUACGGUGGAGCAAAGAAGGAGCAGAAGGACAAGUCACUACUUACGGGCUUCUCCACUGAAUUUGAAGGCAGCAAUCACAAUCAAAUUGAUGCCAGCACUAGAUCAAACCACGAUAAUGAGAUUCCCCCGGUGGCAUUGAGUAAAAACACCGCACAGCAGAACUACAAAAGUGGCAGCAGCAGCACCGAAUCGGCCGCCCACAAGGAGCGGCUGAAGAACUCCCUACGCGAGGCAUGCCUCCCGAAGCUCCUGUGUGAGAUGGCCGCCAAACCCAACUACUCGUUGAAUGUGCGCGAACGUGACCUGCUCUCAUUGAUACGCUCGACAACGCUAUCGCUGACGAUGGCAGUGAGUCCGACCAAGUGGCACUUUGCGGCACAUAUGGGCCAGCUGUUGCGGGAUGCCGGCGAUAGUCUGAUCACUCCGAUGGGCUGUUCACACCUGUGGCCCAGCUGUCCGUACAGCUCGAAGAAACUGCUCAAACUGACCAACGUCGUCCAAUUGGAGUGAGAAACGGACCCCAGACUCACUUCCGGCGAGGCGCAUGGAAUAACACAAACGAAAUGAGGGAAAAACGUCCAGCAAUACAUCAUCCUGCCAAUGGUUAUGUUUUCGAACUGUAAAUAUUUGAAGCUCCACCCCGAAGGUCAACUGUUUGCUGUUCCCAGAGUCAACUUAGCGGUUCGCAGGGGGUGGGCCAGCGACCAGCCGGUCAGCGGAAUUAUCAUUGUUGUAAAUUGAAUCGCUCCGAAAUUGAACGCCAUUAUCAACGCCUGACAAAUGAUUGCAACUGAUUGUGAAUGCAUGUAAUUUGUACAUGUUUGUGUGUGUGUGUGUGAUUGUGCGACUUUUUGCUCCACACAAAAUGAUUUGGAAUUAAUAGUCCAAAUAUAUGAAAAUGUGAUUUUAUGCUAACAACUGUAAAUAUAGCCGAUAAUGUUGAGAUAAUUGUUUCGCUUGGCGCAAACAAGAAUUAAUAAAGCGUUGUAAAUAG
Molecule: messenger RNA, 1543 nt
Organism: Toxorhynchites rutilus septentrionalis
Lineage: Eukaryota; Metazoa; Arthropoda; Insecta; Diptera; Culicidae
Gene: geko
Exons: 3
Coding region: 475-1059 (194 amino acids)
Source: RefSeq, a predicted model, not a curated record